GAGUCGCGACUAAAGCGCUACCUGGUAUGAUGACUGGACGUAGUUUAAACAGCAUCCUGUACGGCAAUGACGAGUUACCUCUUCUAGCGAAUCAGGACGAUUCGUAUCUAAACGGAGAUCUUCUGGAGACACUUAUAGACUCGCCCAGAAAAAGGCAGUGGUGUCGGAAAGGAAUGAUUUACAAUCAUAUGCUGGGUACCUGUACGCUUUCCUUGUCU
Messenger RNA from Candidula unifasciata, 218 nucleotides. Lineage: Eukaryota; Metazoa; Mollusca; Gastropoda; Stylommatophora; Geomitridae. The record is from the annotation of a GenBank genome assembly.